Prorocentrum cordatum is the source of this 348-nucleotide messenger RNA. The record is from the annotation of a GenBank genome assembly. Lineage: Eukaryota; Dinophyceae; Prorocentrales; Prorocentraceae.
CCUCCUCCUCCUCCUCCUCCUCCGCCUCCUCGGCUCCCUCGCGCUGCCCGAGCUCGCUGCGCCCCGCUUCUCUCUCGGCUGCGCCUCUCGCGCCACGACCGGCCCGCAGGGGAGGAAAGCCCGGCCUCGCGCCCUGUGGCUGCUCGCCCGCGAAGCCCGCAAGCCAUGGCCGCCGCGGGCUCUGCCGGUGCGCCCGCCAGCGAGCCGCGCCAGUGCGAGGCGCUCCUCGGCGCAGAGCCGGACGAGGCCGCCACCGCCCAGGGCGCCGGCCCGGCGCCCUCGCGCCCGCCGCGACGCGGCGCCUUCUGGGCGCUCGCGGCCGCCGCCGCGCUCGCCGCGGCCUGCGCC